Messenger RNA from Ctenopharyngodon idella (grass carp), 1097 nucleotides. Its product is annotated as RING finger protein 122. The transcript is spliced from 5 exons. Gene Ontology annotation, cellular component: endomembrane system. Gene Ontology annotation, molecular function: ubiquitin protein ligase activity; zinc ion binding. Lineage: Eukaryota; Metazoa; Chordata; Actinopteri; Cypriniformes; Xenocyprididae. The record is from RefSeq and is a predicted model, not a curated record. The coding region runs from base 41 to 439 and encodes 132 amino acids.
AUGUGACGCAAACUAACAGAUUACAGACAAGUUGUGCAAAAUGACCACAGACAUUACCGGUCGUCUUCCACUCAAUGUCUAUGUCAUCAUUCUUGGGAUAGGCCUCUUCAUCUUCAUGUUGAGCAUGAUCUUCUGUUGCUACCUGUUCAGACUGAGGCGACAGGGCACACAAGAACAAUAUGGAUAUAAUGAGGUCGUUCUAAAAGGUCCAGGGAAAAAAUUGAGUCUUCUUGGACAGACCUGUGCAGUUUGCCUGGAAGAGUUUCGGAGCCGGGAUGAACUAGGGGUUUGCCCUUGUUCUCAUGCGUUUCACAAGAAGUGUCUGGUGAAGUGGCUGGAAAUUCGCAGCGUCUGCCCCAUGUGCAACAAGCCCAUCUGCAGGCUCCAGCCAGACCCUCUGCAGGGGGCAGAGGGGCCCCAGAACCCCCUGGAGGUGUGACAGAAGAGGGACAUCGCUGCUCAGAGAUAGGCAGGCUCUCACACACUUAAGAACAGCGUUAAAAAUCACCACACUACUGGAGCGGACGGACUAGUCCCAAAUACACAUCCACCGCCCCUGUCCACCAAUCACCAGAUUUCUCCUGCAUAGAUGGGGGGAGGGAAGGGAAGUGGGAUUUUCCCAGUGGAACUGAACUGAUGUGCCGUGUUCUUGGUCAUAAUGUAGCUUGCAUCAAGAUAAAUUGAUGCCUUGUGGAGAUGCACAAAACAUGAGGUCUGAGUUGACACUGUGCAAUAUGUGCAAGCAUACAGUAGUACCCGUCUAAGGGAGACUGUGGUCACUAUUAAUACCAUAAAGAGUAAAGUUUAGGAAUGCCUAGUUACAGAAUCCAAAGUUAGGAGCCUGAGUCCUGACCUUAAGGAUCUGUGAGCUCAUCGUUUUUUACUCUUGCCAAUAUUUUGACAUUUGACACUCAUAAAUGUGUUUCUUUAGAGUGUUCUGAGUGCUAAAGGGAGCUCAUAGUCUUGAUGAGAACCCAUGCUGUAAUCCAGAACCCUCAGAUUUAGAUGGAAUUUGGCCUAAUUUAAGUUAUUUAAGGUGGAUGUUUUGUACUAUAUUUGGCUCUCAAUAAAAUGUAAAGUUUCUGUGAUGGAACAAA